Messenger RNA from Pecten maximus, 6606 nucleotides. Its product is annotated as transcription factor SOX-13-like. Gene Ontology annotation, molecular function: DNA-binding transcription factor activity, RNA polymerase II-specific; RNA polymerase II cis-regulatory region sequence-specific DNA binding. The record is from RefSeq and is a predicted model, not a curated record. Gene Ontology annotation, biological process: cell fate commitment; regulation of transcription by RNA polymerase II. Gene Ontology annotation, cellular component: nucleus. NCBI's taxonomy places the organism in Eukaryota, Metazoa, Mollusca, Bivalvia, Pectinida, Pectinidae.
UAUCUCCGACCUCCGCUCACUGACGUGGGGAAAGCGUACCUGUAAUCUUUGGGCCAAUUUACCUGUGUUAUUUCUGCAGUAGGCAGCAGUCAGACACAGUGUCGCAGGUGUGAUAACGAGAUCGGACAAACCAGGGUGUUGUGUGUGACUGUCCCCUAAAAACAGUGGACAUCCCCAGGGUGGGGACUUGUUGUGCUAGGACAUCUUUUAUUAAGGAUUCUGCAUGUUCAAAACAUGAAGUAUGACGUCCCCGAGGAGAUCUUGGAGCCAAUACAUUGGUAUGGGAGCAUGUCUUCAAAACGAAAGAAUACCCCAACAAAGCUGCCAAAAGACGACGUCGUAAGCGAGCGACCAAUCAGUGAGUGUGACAGUAACCAAGAUAGUGACGGAGAAUUAGACCCCGCCCAUUUACACAUUGUCACAAAAUCGGACAGCGAAUCUCAGGACUCCGAUAGCUGUGGAUUGGACAGACCCCCCAGCAAAAAACAACGAAUUCUCCAACGAGUACGACAAGGGUCUGACUCGGACAACGAGCUUAAUUUCUCAACACAUUUCAACAAUAAUAAUAAUCAUAUCACAACAAAGUCCACUUUUGGACUGCAGAGAAAGUCUAUGGACAGUGUACUCCGACGAUUGAGCUCAAAGUCUGACAGUGAGCUCGAGAAUAACAAUAUGGCUGAUAAAUCGGCAAAUUCUGAUGUGCGUGUGAAAGAAAGUAUUCAGAUGCUACUUAGCGAUGGUAGCCUGACUGACAAGGAGCGCAGACUCAGUGACAUGAUUGCUCAACUGCAAGACCUGAAGGAAGACAUCAGCAAACAGAAUAAAGUGGGAAGUGAUGAAAUGGCUGAACCAUCGGAAUCCAAAACAUUAGUUCAAUCAUCUGCGAAUUCAUCAUAUGCAUCAUCGAAAAGUUCAUCCCCUGUAACUAUGGAUACGAUGAAAAGAAUGUCUGUGUCUCCACCAAUGGCUGCUUCUCCAUACCAUGCCUCCCCCCACUCCCAGACAUCACCACGACAAUGCAGCCCUCACAAUGCUAGCCCCGCCCAGGCAUGGAAUGAGCAUCAUCCCGUCCCCACAGGUCAGGAAAUUCCGCUGAAUCUCACAAAACCAAAGGCAGAGUUCAAGUUAGAGCAUAUGGACAAUGGUUAUGGUAUUGGACCUGGGGCACAUCCUGAGCCCAUUGUGACACCACCACCGGCCCAUAGCAACCACAGGCGACAGACAGCAACCUCAACUCCCCCUACAGACACAGUGACAUCAUUCAUGCAGACACGGUCGCCCUUUGGUCUUCCUCAGUAUGUGACUAGUCCGUACAUGAUGGCCAACCAUCUUCCUGUGUCCGCAGUUCUCAACAGUUUGUCCGCACACUCUCCACUUCUAAAUGGAAAAUCACAUUCCGAACUAGAGAAGGAGAGCCUGGUACAGGAGGUAUUGGCACGACAGCUACAACACAGUGUGAGUGGACCAGUGUUUCCGGGUCUCCAUCUACCCCUGUACACCGGCGCCGCCUUCCCACAACUCCCUCAGGUCAACCCAAGCAUCAAGGGCAGGGCAGAUAACUCCCCCGACGACUCCCCUAGCAACGGUGCUUAUGUCCAACACUUACAAAGUAAGAUGUUCGGUGCAAAGAUAAUUCGUUCCAACAAGGAGAAGAAUGACCCCUCAAGACCCCACAUCAAACGACCAAUGAAUGCCUUCAUGGUUUGGGCUCGUGAGGAACGCAGAAAGAUCCUCAAGGCAUGUCCUGAUAUGCACAACUCCAAUAUCAGCAAAAUCCUUGGAGCUAAAUGGAAGGCUAUGACCAACGCGGAGAAGCAGCCAUUUUAUGAAGAACAGUCUCGUCUCAGCAAACUUCACAUGGAGAAACACCCUGACUACCGAUACAGACCCCGUCCAAAACGCACCUGUAUAGUCGAUGGCAAGAAGUUAAGAAUUUCGGAGUACAAGUCUUUGAUGCGGUCAAGGAGACAGGAUAUACGGAGAGUUUGGUACGGGGAUUCCGGCACAACCUAUGUGGAGGGACUCUUAGGAGAACAGUCACCCAAUGCUGGUUUCGAGGGUGAGCAGAAGUUAGCUGGGACUGAUGGUAUGAAUGGAUCCCAUAUGGAACACGGCAUGCUGGGAGAGUUAGGUCCCGAGGGGGACAGUAGUGACAAUGAUGACUACAGUGAUACAAUGGAACACCUGUCUGACGUCAGCCUAGACACGCCAAUGUCGAUAGCGGCGGGUAGCUCGGCACCUUUCAGACCGGGACUGAGCCCACAUCCCACCGCUGCCACCGCAACGACAUCAUAGCUUCCAGUGCAUCAUCAUCACUAUAUUCCCUCUACAGACAUAAAUGGCAGCAUGAUGAACGAGAGAAAUGAUACAAGAUGCUGGUGAACUUGUAUUUAAGAGAACGAGAGGAUUUUGUGAUUCGGAAUGGAAGGGGCCUCAAUUCUGUGUAAUCCUUGUAUGUUUAUAUAGUGAUACGACGUGACACCUUGUAGUGAUAUUGAACAAGCUAAGCCAUUGGACACAACCUGACACUGUUUUCACCUUUCUACUGCACAAACGAAUAAAAUGUUACGGACAUUCCAAAUUCACCUUGCCAAGAACACAACCAUGUAUUGUGAGUCGGACAAACAUUUUGUUGAUUCGAGUCGGACACAUGCUUGACUUUAGUUAUUCAAAGUCUGACGCGCAUCUGACCUCAUUUUUGGGUCAGACAAAUGUUUGACUGCAAUUAUAUAUAGUGCAGAGUGGUGUUGCCAUAGUGACAUGGUGCUAGAUGGGCUGUAGAUUUAUCAUAGAUAUAUGUGUUGUUACGGUAGUAGAAUGACUGUUGGGUAGUGAUUUUUGGGUGGGUGGAGGCAUUGUGACCAUAAUGUUGUUGGGAGUUGGGCAGGGAACUUUUAAUUGGUUGGGAUGGAUAGUAUUGGGGACCAGUAACUGGGUGGGUAGAUUUUGUGGAUGGAUAAAUGAGAAUUUAUUUGUCAAUUUUGGGGAUGGGUAACAAGGGUUUGGCUGGUUGGCGGUAGAUUUUUGGGACGGGUAAUCAGGGAUGACAAUAAGGGUUAUGUACAGGGAGACAGGUUGUGUAAGCAAGGUGACUAUGUUAGUUGUGAUAGUGCUUGUUCAGCCACCAUAACAUCCAUCCAGCCAGUCAAAAUAGCAAUAUAAAUAAAUAUAUAUAUAUAUAUACUCGUCGCUUAUAAAUAUGUAUUUUCAUGGCCAUGACGAUGUCCACAGACGGGACUUAACACUAUAUCUAUGUAUAGUUUAUGUAUGUGAACGUAGAGUACUAUGUGUUUUAAGGUAGACUGGACCACAAAUCAUUGGUUCAUUUCGUUCCACUGCCUAACCAAUCAUAAUCAGUUAAUUAACUUAUAUAUUAUUACAUACUUCUACAUGAUUGGUGGAGAUUUUCCACCAAUCGUAUCAAUGUAACUAUCCAAUACUGGGUCCAAGAUCUACUUAUAUAUCAUCCAGAAUUUCUUUUUUUUUUUUUUUUUCUCAGUAUUUUUUUUUUAGUAUGACUUGAUGAUAUUUUGUUAAUUGUUAUUGUUUUAAAUGUUACGACCUUGGGAAGAGCUGUUGCACCCUGGGACACCUUAUAUGGGCACUGUGGUGCUUCCCUCCGAGUACAAAGUUUUAACUUUCUUUUACACUAGACUCAAUGGUGAUACCCUUCUAGCACUAAGCUACUUCUCUCUGAGAAAACAUUCAGGUGCUUUCUCUGAAGUUCUUGCUGCUUUUGGUGCCACCAUGGUGCUUUCUUUCGAGUAUGAAUUUGCUACUCGUUGGACACCCUUGUGGUAUUAUCCUCUGAGUGUAAAGUUAUAACUCAGCGAUAAACACGAUACUCCCUCUAUUUAUUCCAUUUUCGUACUAAGUACUCAUUUUAUUUUAUAAUUUAUAUCUUGGUCACUGACACACUAAAACCUUAUUUUGAAAUGUGUUAAAGAACAUGGAAAACAGUCAUAGUUAAAGUGUAAUUUCAUGUGGAAUACAUGUAGCUUCAUUUUGUCACUAAGAAAUGAAAUAUAGAGUUUUUGAUUUUCGAAACAUUUUUUUAGAUCUUCAUGUGCAAAUUUAUGUUUUUGUCAUUAACAAAAAAAAUAUUUUCUGGACAUUAUUUGAAAAAAAUGUCAGAAUGAAUUAUUGUGCUGCUCGUGAGGAUAGCAUUCAGCCACAUCGCCAUGACAACGAUGGUGUACAUCAAUUUGAUACCUGGUUUCAUGUAUUGUUACCCUGCGUCUCUAGUUAAUGUCCGUGUAUCUGUAUGUAUGUAGACUAUCAGUUAUUUUUUUGUUUCUUGUUAUUUUACAAAAAUAUUAUAAUAUAAAUCAUGUGAAUGUGUAGAAGUGAAUUACAAUUUAUUGUAUCGGUAGUAAAAUUGAAUCAUAGAACACAAUACAUUUUAUUUCUUAGUUUUUACAUAUACAUGUAUCUAUGAAUUUUUCUUCAUGAACAAAAGGAAAUUUGCCUAUCAGAUCAAAUACAAGCUUUGAAAUCCAAUAUUGUCAACUGCUGCAAAACUUUUUGUUACUUGAUUAAGAAGCUGCACAAAUUAGGUUUAGACCCUUUAAUUUUCAUAUCUGUGAAACCUAUUUUCUUAGAACUAUAGUUAAUAUAUAUUUAAAUAUUUGUUAUUUUUCUCAAAGUCGCCUUAACUACAAAUUAAAUCAUAUUGCUAAUGCUUUUACUUUAAACAUGUUUUGUUCAAUUUUCCCCCCUCAUAGAUGAUUUUUUUCACUAGUUAAAAUUGCAUAUGUGUAACAUGUCCCAUGAUUAUAGCUAGUCUUUUGAUUACAAUGCAAUUAAUUAAUGAAAAAAGUAGUGCUAUAAUAUAUUGAACACAAAAAAAUAUAAUAUUUGAAUUUCUACAUCAGUGUAAUAUCUAAUAAUUUCCCUUGUAACUUUUUUUUUUUUUUUUAGUGAAAUAACAGAACAACUAGAUUAUGGUUGAAGCAGACAUUUUGAUGUUUCUGGAUUUUGUUACACUAAUAUUCUGCUUUUCAUUAUCGUUAUGUUCAUAAAUACAUGUAGCCUGACACAACUGCCAUUGUACAGAAAUAGAAAAAUGGUGCAUUUAUGUUAAUGAAUUAGUUGCCAUAGUACCCUCGUCAUUUUGUCCCAUUUGUCAUUGACAUUGACACUGUCGUCGUGGUAUUUUGAUCUCAUUUUUUUUUUUUUUUUGCUGAUUGACACUUGAGGCGAAAUGUUACGCCUCUUCCCUUGUUGUAGUACCGCCUUAUUUUCCGUACCCCCCACAUAAUCCAUGUCUAUGCCGCCUCAUUUUAACUGCCUCGUUAAUAGAUAUACAUGUAUACAUAAUAUGUAAACAUAUAGGUAGACCAAUAACAAUUUUUAUUUAUACGGCAUUUUUAUUUUUUUUAAUUUUAGACAUUUUCAACUGCGAAUAUUAUGAAACUGAGGCUUGAGUCAUAAACCUUAGCUGCUGUUAAAAGACUUUCCCUACCACACCUUAUAUUUCUGUUAUUUAUGCUGGAACAGCAUUUGUUAUCAUGAGAUAGUUAUUGCAGCAUGUGUACCUGUUGUUUUAUUUCAUUUUGUACCCGACAAGUUUUUAUCUUUGACACAAAGCAUAUUGAACCAUGCCGGAUAAAAACAUUAGUAGAUAUAUAUAUUUUAUGUAUAUGUUGAUUUCUUUACUAUUCUACAAAGUUGUCCUGUCAGCUGAAAAUCACAGCCACAAAAUGAGAAAUAAUGAAAUAUGACUAAUGCGAUUUUCUUGGACUAAGAAACUAUUGCAGGUUGACUUCUUGACUACCAAACAGAAUUUAUCUUUAUAUUGUGCAGUAAAUUGAAAGAAUUUGUCUGUAUGAUGUACAGAAAUUGCUCUGAUUUUUUUUUUUUUUUUUUUUGAUUUUAUAAAAUUGACACCACUAUGUCCUCCUAAGUCAGUACUCGGUUGUCAUGGCAACCUAGGUUGACACUUUGUUGUCAUGACAACAUAGGUAAGCGUUUUGUUAACAUAGCAUUCAAAAUCCUAAUUCAGUUUUUACGACCACUAAGAACAUUUGUUUUCUUGUCUACCAAAUGAUAAGUCAUUUAAAACUCUUAAGAUUUUCGUACUUUUAAAAGUAUCAAACAUAAUCAACUUCCCCCUUUUUUUAUAGAUUGAUUAGUUAAGCAUUUGGAUAUAAUUAAGCUUUAUAUAUAUAGAUAUAUAUAUAUAUAAAGAUAUAUACAUAUGAAGUCUGUUAGAUUUUGUCAGAAGCUGUAACUGAUGAUGUGUAAUAGAUAUUUUGAAGACAUAAAACUCUAUUCAUAGGUCAACUAAGUGGUGCCACCUGUCAUUAAAUUAGUGAACAUGGACACAUUUCAUCAUUUUGAUGUGAAUGUGGCCACCAGACAUCUGGUUGUGGCAUCAUGUCUCAUGGUUUGUGGAUGUGGCCAAACAACAUUUAUUAAGGGGAGAGGCCACACAUCAUUUUAAUUUUGGGUGUGGUCAGUCAAAUGGUUCAGCUACACAAUGCUGUCUUUAUUACUUAAUGAUUUGUCUACAAAUAAGCUUCUUUUUAUUAUAGUUUAAGUUAUAGAUUUGAUAAAUUGAUUGACUUUGUGAGAACAAAUUAAUAAAAUGUUUUAUUAAAAGAA